Molecule: messenger RNA, 768 nt
Organism: Parasteatoda tepidariorum (common house spider)
Lineage: Eukaryota; Metazoa; Arthropoda; Arachnida; Araneae; Theridiidae
Source: RefSeq, a predicted model, not a curated record
UUUCAUCCCUUCGGAAGCAAUUCGAUCGGAUGCUCUGCAGAGAAAUUCUCAUCAGGGGCAGAAUGAUUUGCUUUGUUCUAUGGUUACUUUUAGAUGGAAUAGGGCUAUGCUUUUUAAACUCAGCUGUAGGACAGUCUAAUAAUCUAGAUGCUUAUAAGGAAUAUAAGUGGUGGAUUCAUUCUCAUUUAACUUUUCCGGAAGAAAUUAACAGAAGAAACAAGAGAUUAAUAAUUUCCCGUCCUGAUGUGAUACCAUCUUCGAAUAAUCCUAAAAUAUUUGAAGUUUCCACUGAUCCAUCUUAUUCUAUAGGAACUAGAAAAAGAGGUUCGAAGAAGAAGAGCUUAAAUGGUACAGCAACAAAUUCUUCUAAAAUUUAUUCAGUUGGCGUUAAAAAGAAAUUCAAAAAACAGGGAAAAAUGAAGAAAACUGAUACAAUGUUUCUUCGUCAAGGGCAAUCACCAAAGCGUCUACGUCAACAUAUGCAACAUAAGAAGAAAGUAAAACAAUUCUUACAGAAACGUAUCCAAGAGCAAAUUGAGCAGCGCAAUCAAAACCCAAGUUAUUAGUGUACCACACUUAUUUGUAUAACCUACUAUCACAGCAACAUUUGUUUUCAAGAGUUUUUUCACAAAAGACACUUGCAGUAGAACACUAUUUGUACUUGUGAAUUUAGAAAUCAUUCAAAUCAUCUGGUUGGAAAUUAUUGUGUCAUAAAUGCGUUGUGCGCAUGAAUUGUGUAUCAAUAGAGUAAAAUAAAAAAAGAUAUAA